Neurospora crassa OR74A is the source of this 1978-nucleotide messenger RNA. RefSeq names its product FK506 suppressor Sfk1. The record is from RefSeq and is a predicted model, not a curated record. NCBI's taxonomy places the organism in Eukaryota, Fungi, Ascomycota, Sordariomycetes, Sordariales, Sordariaceae. Bases 708 to 1634 code for a protein of 308 amino acids. Gene Ontology annotation, cellular component: plasma membrane. The transcript has 2 exons.
AGUGUGAAGGCUUCUUCCUCCUCGUGGACGGGCGUCGACAUCAGUCCGCGCGCCGGGCACAAGCCGGAGAUCAUCCGUUGGGCUAGGAUUAGAAAAAAAUAAAGAACAAUGAUGAAAACGAAACCCAUGCCAUGGCAGAGACAAGGAAGUAAUCCGCGAGAGUAAGCAUCAUAGCGUGUCUAGAUUACAAUAGACUCCAGAAACAUAACUCCGGGAUAACCCUUUAAGGUCCCCCUUGUGCGCAGUCCAUCUCAUCUCGUCCUACUUACUCCCCUUUUGACUUUCUUUUUUCCUUGUGUCAAUCCAGAACUUCUUGUAGUUUGUUGUUAACGAACUUCCACUCGACCUUGGACACGCAAGCAACAAAGCGUGGUACAUACAUACCUAGCACCCAAACAGUCGACUGUGGCUGCCGAGACAACCGAGCUUCCAACAUUCUUUAAGCUUCCAUUGUCAGCAUCUCAACCCUUGGGUAUUCUUUACUACGACUACGAUUUUCAGGUCUCUUAGUUACGACCAUAUACACUUCGUAACGACGGGACGUGCUUCGUCCAAACUCCUACACGCUCGUUCCUUGUUCCUGCAUCUCUGCUCGUGCAUCUACACCUAGUGUACUAGCGAAGCUGCGGGCGCACAGAACCCGUGUUACAUCAUAUUCUGUACACCAAACCACCUAGACAUCAGACAGAAUAACAAACUCAGUCAAGAUGUUGCGAGGGAUACUAUCAUAUUGGAUUUUUCCAAUAAUCUCCGGCGUAGUCUGGCUCGGCACCCUCCUCGGCCUGCUCAUCUACUGGUGCACCGACGAAAACCGACGUCACUAUGCCUCCAUGGACGCGCGGCAAACCAUAGCCUACAUCUCCGACGUUGGCGCCUCCACCUUGAAGCCCCUCUUCAUCGCCGGCUGUUCCGUAACCACCGUCUUCCUGGACCUCUCCUUCGGCGCCGACCGCUGGCUCCGCCACAAGGGCCGCCUGGUGCCCAACACCACCGUGACGGAAAAGGUUCUUUCGGGCAUAACCAUUGUGUUUGCCAUCGUCGGCACCUGCGGCCUGAUCCUGCUGAGCAUCUUUGACACGGCGCGAUACCCCCGGCUGCACGAUAUUUUCCUGCUGCUGUUCAUUGCCGGGUACGUCAUCAGUGCCAUCUUCAUCUGCUGGGAGUACCAGCGCCUGGGCAUGCGGUAUCGCGAGCACCGCGUCCUGCGCAUCUCGUUCUGGGUCAAGCUUGCCUUUGUCGUUGUCGAGAUCAUCCUGGCCGUCGCGUUUGCCAGUUGUAGUUACACUGGGCACUAUAACCCGGCCGCGGUGUUGGAGUGGACGAUAGCGUUCAUCUUCUCCUUCUACAUCUUUUCGUUCUGGAUCGACUUGUAUCCCGCGGUCAGGACAAAGGGGACCGGUGGGUACAGGGGAAACAAGGGCAUGAACGAGCAUAUGGAACACGGCAGUAGGGAGGAGCAGGGGAUUGCGGGGAGUGAUAGGACGUUGAUGGGAGAGGCAUAUGCGGCUGCUCAUCAUGGUCAUGACCAAAGGAACAGCUACUACAGCGGUAACGGGUACAGCGGUAGCAGGCCGGGGACGGCGCCGAAUCAGCAGAGCGGGUUGAGGGGGAUGGCGCUCCCUAAUGAUUUUUAGAACAAGAGGCUACGAUGAUGCGAUGACUGUGUUUCUGUUUGGGGAAGAACAAGAAAUGUCGAUCAAAGGAGAUAAAGGAGGAUAUUUUAGUAAUGCUGGAGAGUGCUGGGAUACCACAUGGUUUCGAUAUUACGAUGAGCAAGCAUGGAGCGGGAAUCCGUUCCGUCUUGAGGCGGUUCGAUGACGGCAACCCUCAAUGACUUAUGAGGCGUUAAGGGAUUGGCACCUUUGGUUUCUAGAUCUUCACUUCUUUUUGCAUACUUUUGUUUUAUCAUUAUUGCAGUAAUACAGACAUUACGCGUUACCAUAAAGCUUAAAGCACAAGCCAGUAUACAGUUCAGGCC